Molecule: messenger RNA, 279 nt
Organism: Candida dubliniensis CD36
Lineage: Eukaryota; Fungi; Ascomycota; Pichiomycetes; Serinales; Debaryomycetaceae
Gene: DPM3
Product: Dpm3p
Exons: 1
Coding region: 1-279 (92 amino acids)
Biological process (GO): GPI anchor biosynthetic process
Cellular component (GO): dolichol-phosphate-mannose synthase complex; endoplasmic reticulum membrane
Source: RefSeq, a predicted model, not a curated record
AUGACAAAAGCCACUGAAACAGGAUUAACAAUUUUUGCCUUAUCAGCUAUAUAUUUUGCUCUCGUUACUGGUGUUAUCCCAAUUCCAGCUAAAAUACACGACGAAAUAUUGCCAUACUUGCCAUGGUGGGGAUUAGUUACAUUUGGAUCAUAUGCCUUGUCAACAUUAGGUUGGGGAAUUGUUACAUUCAAAGACAAAGAACAUAAAUACAAUGAAUUAAAAAUACAAAUCGAUGAAGCUAAAGAUUUCUACAAAACAAAAGGUAUUGAUUUGGAUUAA